GUGUUAGAUAGGUGGGAGCGGUAUGAGCUGAUCUAUCUGUCAAUUCUAGAGAUGAUUUCGGAGUUUAAGAUGAGGGUUUCCAUACUUCUUAUCCAAUUUUGCUGUUGUCUCUGUCAAGACUGUUCUGCGGUCCUCUACGAAAACUACACCAUCGUCACAAGUUGCCUACUUGGAAAAUUCGGACGGUCGGAGUUUCUGCGAUUAGGUGUUAUUGCAAACACGUGUCUGAAUGUAUCGACGUGCGUGAACGAAACCGAGUUAAGAACGGUCUUCCUGAAUGAUACCAACAUAACUACUACUCUACACUGGCGGUAUAUUGACAGUCGAGAGUUAUUCCAGGUAGCUCGUACAGUCACAGAAUUCAAACGUAUUGGCAUAAGUUCCUGUCUGAUAGCCACAGAUCUGGACUUCCAGUAUGUCCAACCAAUAUUUACACAUGUCAAUAUGACGUUUGUUCACGUUGGAGUGGUCAGUCCAAGCAUUUCAGUGGUCAGCAGAAAGGCCACUCUCGGGUGUAACUACCAGCAUCACAUUGACAGCACGUUAAAUGGGAUAUGUCAGCCUCCUCUCGGUUAUGAAGGCCGUGAAAUUCCUCAGAUAGUUGGACAGAAUGCUGGGCACGUGGCAGUCAUAGUGACGUCAUUAAUCAUCCACAUGGAGUGGGAUGACGUAUUACUUCUGUACGAGAGUGGUAUAGAAGUAGAAAUAGAGGAAACUCGUCGAAUAUUGUUGGAAUACAGCAUUUUAUAUAAUUCGACAAUGGUGGAUAACUUUUCCGAGAGGGACUACCACCUAUUGGUCAACAAGGCAGCUAACUGGGAGCAGAGUCGUAGAAUCAGAAUAGCUACCCUUUGUAUACAUAAAUGUGAGGACUUCCUAUCUGCUAUGGAUUCAUACGAUCGGGUCCACUUAAGGACAAGCGCUCUUCGUCAUUUCUCUGAUAUGAUGGUUGUCUCCCUUGCUGGAUUUGAUUUACAAUUUAACAUGCACCUUAAUAUAACAAUAGAUAACAUGAUAUUUAUAGCGUUCCCGCAGCAAUUGUCUACAAUGGAAACCAGUACGAACGACUUUGAGCGGUUGUUGGACAGUAUUCUUAAAGAUAUCACAACCGUUGGAACCUCUGAUUCUAGUAUGAGGGACACGAUGACGUCACAUGUCCUCACAAACGUUCAACAGAUUCAGGGAACUAGAGCGUGCCGGUGGAUUCCAAUAUCAUCUCUGAUGUGGAUUAAUCCUGGCCCCAGGGGACUUGAUGUCGUUGGUUUUGUCGAUGACAAUGGAAGAUUGUUCGAAGUAUCUACAUUCUUUCCAAAUCGAAACUAUGGCUGGAAUGGCAGGAAUUUGUUGGUCGCUACACUACAGUGGGCACCUUUCGUAAUGAAGAAUGGAAACAACUCAUAUGAAGGAUUGUGCUUCGAUAUCUUCAAUGAAAUCGCGACCAGAUUUAAUUUCACAUAUGACGUCAUAGAGCCCCCGGAUGGUGACUGGGGACUCGAACUCGAUAAUGGAAGUUGGAGCGGUGUUGUCGGGAUGCUACAGAGAAAGGAAAUAGACUUAGUGGUUGCUUCUCUGAACGUGCACAGCCGGCGCGAGGAGGUGAUUGAUUUCACGUAUCCCUAUUUCUAUGACAGCACAAUAAUUCUGAUCACAAAGGAAGAUCCGAUGAAAACAAAAUGGCGGACACUUAUUGACCCAUUCGAUGACACAGUGUUGUUGUUGAUUGGCUGUGCUCUGGCAGCAAUAUCAUUCUUACUCUGUGUGUUUGAGAGGCUAAGUCCAUAUUACUGUGACGAAGUAAAUUACUUGGAGGAUAAAAGUCUAAAAAGUUUCCAGGAUUCAUUUUGGUACCUUUAUGGAGCUUUGCUCACACAAGGUGGCGACCGUUUGCCACAUUCCCAGACCGGAAGAACUCUCCUAAGUUGUUGGUGGCUGUUCUGUCUAGUCAUGAUGGCGUCGUACAGCGGAAACUUGAUCGCUUAUUUGACCGUCUCAAAAGACAAACUUCCUUUUAAUACGGUCAACGAGAUGAUACAGAAAGAUGAAUACAAAUGGGGCCUAAUAGGGGGAAGUUACUGGGUGACAAUAUUCAAGGACUCCGUUUUACCAGAAUUUAAGUCGGUGUGGCAGGGCGUGGAACGCUUCAACAAGUCCGACCCCAGCGUCCUGAGUACUAACCCAGAUGUACAUAUACAGAAAGUCUUAGAGGGUAACUACGCCUACCUUGGUGACAAGACUCAGAUAGAGAUCAAAAUGGCCAACGAAUGCACACUCCGGACAGGCAAGGAGGAAGUGCUGCCUUUCCAAUAUGCAUUCGGUCUUCCAAAUCUCUCGCCAUUUACAGAGAUGAUAUCUCGAGAAAUCAUCGAAAUUCACGAAAGUGGGCUCAUAAAUAUAUGGAAAAGUCGACGUUGGCCAAGGACUAAUAUCUGUGGCAGCGAGUCGCUGACGUCAGCCAAAGCCAUAACGUUGGUGGACGUCCAAAGUGCUUUCUAUCUAAUCGGCAUUGGGUUGACAUUGGCGUCUAUGGUUAUGGGUUUAGAAAAUCUUCGGGCAUUGUACAAUAAAAAAAGAUUAGCGAUCAAAGAGAAAAAAGAAAAAGAAACGGAGCCAAACGGCAAUUGUACUUUAAAAAGCAACAAUGCGAUACUGUGACAUUUGUUCAGGGUAAAGCAAAUUGUGCAGAAAAAAUGAAUAGCGACAAUGGAUGGAAAGGAAAGAAAUGAAACAAUAUGGUGAUGGCACAAAACAAACUUCCUUUAUUGAUCAGUAGCUAUUAACCCCCUUGAUAAAUAAAAACAAGAUCAAUGGCGAAUGUUGUAUCAAAUAAAAGUGUACAAUAUUUCGAAAGAGCGUAAGCAUAUGAUUUACAUGAUAUGGUGCGAAAGGGGGAAUGAUAUACGCACAUAGUAUAAUAACAUUGCGAUGGAUAUUAUUCUUACCUAGACACAUACUGGAUUCAAUAGUUUUCAUGUUGUCUGGCGGUUUUUGUCAACAGGAAAAUGUUUUCCCGAGAAUUUGUCAUUCACACAGAUUAGGGAGAACGGCUUUUGUCCAUUUUGUAGUCAAACAGUUGAAAAAGAUACAAAAAUAUCGAAAGCAUAGUUGGCACAACGUUAUGCGCUCUAUAAUAGACCUAGCGGGUAGUACAGGGAAGUGCCAAAUUAUUACUGUAAAAGUUUUUAUUUUGGCGUACUUAAAGUUUUAGCGCACUUCCAAAUUUAAAAGAGUGUGGCUCGGUGAUGAAGUGUCGAAUCAUAAUUAGAAAGUUGAAAUAAGUCAAUAAGUUAGCGCAAAGCUCCCAACGCAAACAGCGUUAAAAUAAUAUUACCACUAAAAUGAAUAAUGCUUACAGCACUUUUAUGUUGACGUCAUUCAUAUUGAAGGAAGUGACGUAAUUAGUGUCAAAUGUUGAAAUAUGGAUACAUGUAUUUGAAAAACAAUAGUAGCAUUUUCAAGGACUCGUUGUGUCUAAAAACUACACUUAAAAAAUAUGUUGUUUUAGUAGUGGAAGAUGGUUGUUGAAAAUAUUUAGAAAGCGUUUUAUGCGGAGAAAAAUAUGCAAUAAUAUUUUGAAAGAGUUGUAGCUGUUGAUAUUGAAUCAAAUUCAAACACGUUGAUUUUGUGUGUUUGUUACUGAUUAAAGAAAUAAAAAUAUCGCCAAAGCGAAUGGUAGUAGUAGUUGAAUUGACGUUUUUGUGCAACAGUUGUGUGGAAGAUAUAUAAAAUGUUCUCAGGAAUAACAGUUGAGUUAGCAUAAUAAUAUUUUCUAUGGCUUUUCCUUGACCUAUCUGCCUUUCUUCGGAGAUGUUUUUGUAACAUUGAAGUUAUUUUUCCACGAGCAAUUAUGACGUUUUUACAUUUUUGUUCAAUAAAUAUAUUGUUCUGUAUUAAUUUUAGGUUUAAAGCUUAUCAAUACCUUCAAUAGGUUCUGGAUAUAUUCAGACAGACUUACCUAAAUUCUAACUGCCAUGAAACGAGAAAACUCUAAAUUUCUUGAAAAAAAAAAAAGAAAAAAAAAAGAUAGCAAAUGCUGUUUAACAAGAAAUUCUUAUACAAAAAAGCUCUUUUUUCAUAUCUUCCCAAGAAAAGUAAUCAUUUCGGAGUGACAAAAUAUUCAUAAAUUCAUUCAAUCCACAGACAUUUGAAAUUAAACGUAAAAUUUUGCUUCAAAUUCGCCAUAUAAAAUGAUUUGGGUAGAAAUACACCUGCGUUUGUUCUAACGUCGCUCUUUUUGGCCACGUCAGGUGAAGGUUGUAAGAUCCUUUUUGUUUUAUUUCACAGGUAAUUGAAAUUUUAUUUUCACGGACUAUAUAUGCUGUUGACAAUCAUAUGGUUUAUUUUAAUAACCAUAUCUUUGAGAUAUCGCGAAUGACUCAUGUUUAAUAUAUGAAACAUAUUUUGACAUUUAUCCUUUCAUUCUAUCACCUUCGGAUUGCUCAACACUUUAGCGAUACAUUUUAAAUGUACAAAAAUAUAUUUCCUAAUUUAUUCAGGGAUUAUUAUUCAGAGUUAUUAUGACUUUAUUAUAUUGUCGAACAAUUCAUUAAUUGAUAUAUCGAUUCAUAAUUGAAUGUCAUGCCAUUAAAAUCAUUUGUGUUUAUUUAUAAUGAAUGUCAAUUAAAGGUUGUGAUUUAUUUUCUUUUGAGCGUCCAGCGUUGAGGAUUUCCUCAACGAAAAAAAUGUUGACAUUCUAAAUAUGUCUAGGGAAGCCAUUCUCAGCAAAUAGACUGAAAUAAUGUCAUAUGGAACAUUUAUAGGUGGGUUCUAAACAAACAUGUAAAAUAAUGAAAAAUACGUUAAAAUUCUGGCAUUAAUGGGUUGCAGAUGAAAUGCACAUCAAAUUAAUACAGUGAUUACGUUACUAUAAAUUGAAGUAAGUACUUAAAAGAAAAUAGCAGCUUCAAAAAUACAAGAUAUGGCGAAAAAUCAAGUAAAUGACAAGAGUAAAAAGUCAUAUUACUUCAUAAGAACAUAGUCGUUAUUGAGAAUUUAGCAAUUACUUGACACCUGUUGUAAUUACAAUAUAAAAUUAGUAUAGAGCUCAAUUUGUAAUUUAAAUAGUCAAAUUAUGAAAUAGUCGAACAUAGUAAGCAACAGGACGAGCAAUAUUGAUCAAACAUGACUUUUUUCUUUUCACUUUCAAAAGGUUAUGCAGCUGGUUUUUGCAUACAGUCAAACUAGUGUCUAAAUGUCUACCGUGUGUAAUGCGGAUCUGUGACGCAGUUCAUUAAUACUGAAAAAAAUGUUUAUUUGAAACUAUGAAUUCAUCAUUUAUACAAUGCAAUAAAUAAAUACACUAGA
Messenger RNA from Pecten maximus, 5301 nucleotides. RefSeq lists its product as uncharacterized. The record is from RefSeq and is a predicted model, not a curated record. Gene Ontology annotation, cellular component: membrane. The transcript is spliced from 14 exons. Bases 52 to 2652 code for a protein of 866 amino acids. Lineage: Eukaryota; Metazoa; Mollusca; Bivalvia; Pectinida; Pectinidae. Gene Ontology annotation, molecular function: glutamate-gated receptor activity.